CGAGAAAUUGCGAGUCGAGUUUUAAAACUUUGAGAGCUAUCUUGUAGUUUAUUGAAGACCAUCCUGAACACGAUCAAUAUGUGGAGUUUCUUCAAUAUUUACAAUUGGACGAUCUAUUACCAGACGAUGCAUGCAUCGACAGCGAAAACGAUACUGAAUCUCCACCAGCGUUUGCACCGGUUGCAAUCGAUGAGCCGUUACUGAAAAUGGUCACCAGUCCUUCCACUCAAUCCACGUAUUCCAAUGGUUAUCCUGUCACACCGCUCAUGUCACCUGUUUCGCGCCACAUGGACCCUUAUAUGAUACACAUUCAGGGCAUGAUGGACGAGUUUAGUUAUAUGGAUCACAGCAGCGUGCAGAAAAACCUUGAAUUUUCCAAAUCGCCGCCGCCCUCCACCGCAUCCGUGUCGCAGUAUGCAGUACAAAUGCUGCAAGACGAUGUGGCAUUAUUAGCGCAAGAAAUCGAUGCAUUACGGCAAACUAUCAAACAACGGGAACGACGAAGACGCCAACUGCGGUGGACGUGGGUUCGAUUCCUUAAAUCCUUGGUACAACAUGCAGUCAUCAAUUCUUUCCUGGCAUUUGUGAUUUUCUGGUGUCUUUGGCGCCAGCGGUCACCUAUUGCUUAUACCAUUAUUGGUUAUAUGCGGCCCAAGGUCAAGCAGAUGCUUCGGGUCAUUGUCCAUUCGAUGCUGCAUUGACAUAAUAAAUCAUCUCGCUUACUGUUUUC
Molecule: messenger RNA, 730 nt
Organism: Radiomyces spectabilis
Lineage: Eukaryota; Fungi; Mucoromycota; Mucoromycetes; Mucorales; Radiomycetaceae
Exons: 2
Coding region: 207-701 (164 amino acids)
Source: RefSeq, a predicted model, not a curated record